Serpula lacrymans var. lacrymans S7.9 is the source of this 1341-nucleotide messenger RNA. RefSeq lists its product as uncharacterized. The transcript is spliced from 4 exons. Gene Ontology annotation, biological process: iron-sulfur cluster assembly. Gene Ontology annotation, cellular component: mitochondrion; L-cysteine desulfurase complex. Bases 71 to 361 code for a protein of 96 amino acids. NCBI's taxonomy places the organism in Eukaryota, Fungi, Basidiomycota, Agaricomycetes, Boletales, Serpulaceae. The record is from RefSeq and is a predicted model, not a curated record.
AGGCUUCGUCAGUUCUGUCAUUCUCUAAAGUGUGUUUGUAACUUUGUAGUUCCUAUUCUAAACGACCUCAAUGGCGACAACACCAAGCUCAAAGGCUAUUCUGGACCUUUACGCUACCGCCCUGCGUACAUCCCGCUCGUUCAGUUCGUAUAACUUCAGGCACUACUUCGUACGCCGCACGCAGGACACUUUCAGAACUAUACAGGAGGAACAAGACCCUGCAAAGGUGUCGUCUAUGUAUAACGAAGCUGUGAAAGAGCUGGCUGUGCUGCGACGGAGUGCGGUCGUCAAUCAACUCUAUGGCGGGUGGAAGUUGGCAGUGGAAGACCAGACGGAGGUCCGGACGAGGGGUGACACAUAGAUGCGGAAGGGAUGAAGGCUCCUCUUGUUUCACAUUAGAGCGAACGGUAUCUGAGGGGGUAGAGCGUCAGACGGGUCUCCGGAUUGUCCGUAGUACGGAGGGGGGAAUGGCUGUCUUGGUUGGUGUAGAGCUUACUCAGGAGGCAUGCCGUUGCAAUGGUUAUGUGCUGGGGAAGAUUUGCUGGUAGAUGAUUGAUUUGCCUUCACAUCCCCUCUGCUUCAGCUUACUUUCUUGUAUAUGCAAAGCUUUCUAAUGCGUGAGAGGAUGAUCAUGCGUGGAUACUAUACAACCAUGAUGCACAGGCUAUACGCAUAUGCGAAUUCUAUGAGAUACUAAGAUGAUAACACAACAUGAUGUGUCCAAUGUGCUACUACUCGAAGAUCACUAACCACCCCUUCCCCAUCUCCACCAACUCGAGCUUGACGGUAGUGAUGUUUUUUCCGACGUUGACGGUGUGUUAUUCACCGGAACAGAGGUAGCGAUACCAGGCAGUCCAUUGACGGACGGAAUCAUCUUCUCCUUCGGCUGUCCCUCCGUCACUGCCCACACCUCUUCCGCUUCCUUCAACCGUCCCUCAAACUCCAUUCGCUCUCUCCCCUCCCGCUCUUCCCGCUUCGCCUGUAUCUCAUCCAAAAUCCGUGUAUUCGUCGAGUCUGUGCUACGCUGGUGACCAAAAGCCCAUGUCCCGGCACACACGGCCGCGAUGGUGAGACCCUGCGCUAUCACACGGACUCGAAGCCAGUUGUUGAACGAGCGGGACUCCCCACGACGCAUCUUGACCAUGGAGACCACGAGGGCGAAUGUGGUUGCAGCGGCACCUAGUGGGACUAGGGGCUGCUCCUUGAACUUUCGGAGAGCCUUCUCCUUAUACGUCUCUCCCGUAUGUAGCGCACUCAUGGUAAAAGGGUGGCCUUGGCAAGUGAGCUUAUGUUAAUUUGAUGAUUCUAGCCAGGCUGUUUUCUAGCAGGCCAAGUUGCAGC